This is a messenger RNA of Durusdinium trenchii, 471 nucleotides long. Lineage: Eukaryota; Dinophyceae; Suessiales; Symbiodiniaceae. The record is from the annotation of a GenBank genome assembly.
AUGGGUGGUUUGUGGGAUGUAGGACUCUCAGAGACCGUAGAGCUCUCCGAGGCUUUGCCGGCGGCCGCCCAGCGUGCAGUGCAGGAGGAGCUUGGACAAAACGCUCAGCUCCACCUCCACGAGUGCUGUCGCAUUAGUACAGGUUGGAGCGGAUCAACUCCACACAUGCAGGUAUGUCAGGCGGAUCACAAUGUUCUGUAUCGAGCGAUGAUGUCCGAUGAGAAGGUGGACUUUGGCGAGCGUGAUGCUGAGGUGGACACCCUUGAGUAUUGGACCAUAGAUGAGUACCAACGGCGAGCAGAUGAAGAUCUUUUUCAUUUCGCACCCUGGGUUCAUGCUCUGAUCCUGGGCUGUUCCGACUGCUUCCGCUUGACACCAGCGAGAGAGGCUGUGAUAGCGGGAGGCUUUGAGAGUGCUUGGGUCAUGGAUAAAACCGGCUUUGCCAGGCAACGAAGGCACAGAAUGCACUAG